GUGUCGAGCUACCAAAUUUAUAAAUUUUGUGAUCGCAACUUUUACAAUGAUGUUUUUGUUCGCGGGUGUCUUUUAAACAAUUAUAUGUAGUGUUUUGUCUCGCUCUCGGUUUGUGUAUCGGGAUAGUGAGCAGUGAUACCUGUGCCAAGUGUCUCCGUGUGUCAAGGGACUGCGGAUAUGUGUGCAAGAGUUCUGGAGCGACAGAGUCACAGCGAGGCUCAAGGUUAUGUUUACUGGUAGAUGGCGCCGGUUGAGCCAGUUGGGGCUUCGGCACAGAGUGUGCCGUUACAAUACAUUACAGUGGUACCUAAUCGCCCGACAAUGAUGCAGCUAUUAACGAUUCACGUUCGGUACGCAGAUAGUGGUUUUGCUGCCGUUCACGUCUUGUGUGAAGAACGCACCAUAGAAAUGUAUACGAACGUGUGGGAAAAAAUAUUCGAAUUGGCUCCGAAUCUGCAAGUCAAUUUAGAGACGAUCAUUUCUGAUUUUGAGCAGGCUCUGUUAACAUCGAUUCAGAGAUGUUUACCCACAACAAAUAUACGAGGCUGCUGGUUCCACUUCACCCAGGCUGUUUAUCGAAAAUGGCGGCAGCUCCGACCGGUAAUCACGGUCCCCGAGGGAAUUUUAUGGAUGGCGAUGAGUCUUCCAUUGAUUCUCACAGAAAGAUUCAAUGAAGGACUCAAUAUAAUCGAGCAAGCAGCAAAUCAAAUUGCGUACGAAUAUCCGUUUGUAGACCGUUUUGUACGUUAUUUGCAGCACCAGUGGGCCCCCCGAGCUCAUAUUUUGAAUGUCGCGGACAGCCCAAUCCGCACGAAUAAUAUUGCCGAAAAUUAUAACCGCCACGUUACUGCACGCUUAGGGGGUCCACAUGGCCAAGUGUGGAAAUUUUGCGAUAAUCUCCGCAAGUUCAUUGAGACGAAUGACAAAGAUUUAGAUAGGAGAAGAAACGGUUUAAAUCCCCGGCGACGAGAACGAAACGUUCAACAUCUAGAAGAUGCACGCAUUCUAGCUGCGCAAGAGAAGCUCGCUUCUGGAAGAUACAGCAUGAAUGAUUUCAUAAUGACAGCAGUGGAACACCGACGGCGCGGUUUUAUCCGCAAUAAUAACUAGCAUCUAAGAUUGCACGGAGACCCUGAUCCGGAACCGGUCAACGAAGAUAUCGCAGGUCAAGUCGAGGUUGAAGUCCCGUUGGAAAUAUAUCAACAGCCCAGAGACGAAGCGGUUCAUGAUCAGCCACGAGGUGAAGUUAUUCAGGAACAACCGAGAGAGGAAGUGAUUGAAGAGGAAGAGAGGAGUGAGAGGAAUUUAGAGCAACCACACUAUGAGGAGCCACCGGUUUACGAAGAGAUUGGAAUACAUGCACGGCAACACGUGGCAGGCCCAUCUCACGACGAAACUAUAACAUUUGCACUUUCAUCUUGCCGUGCAUGUAUGGUAGCUCCUCCAGUGAUGGCGUUCAUCCCAUGCGGGCAUCUCGCAUUCUGCGAAAGAUGCUAUGACGCAAUGGUACGAAUAAAUCAGCAAAAUGAAAUGAGCUUUAUUAACAUUUUAAUUAUUAACGUAGAGGAGUACGCUCGGCCCGCACAAACAUGCCCGGUUUGCCGUAGCCCCUACACGACUGCAUUAAAAAUUUAUUAUUAAUAGACAGGAGCAUCUUGUCUGGUAGACCUUUGGCCUCGUUAAAGAUCAUGAGGUCAAAAAUAAAAAACGGGGAAAGACAGGUAAUAGAACAAAAAAUAAGGGAUUCCAUAUAUGUUUAAGUAUGCGAAGUUUGGUUAAAAAGGGAUAAUGGAAUUAUUAAAUGACAAAUAAUCGUUGGCUGUGAGCAACGACUGAAUAUUUUGCAAAUUUGCCCUCAUAGGUAAUCCGUAAGAAGAUGAAAACUAGUCAGUCCCACAGAGUGUGAUAUGAAAGGGAAUAGAAUUUAAAAAAAAAUAAGAGUCUAAACCAACAAAUUUUAAUCCCUCAUGGCUGUGUUGUUGUCCUUAGUUUGAAAUGAUAUUCAUUUUAUAAAAUGAAAUGUUUAAUGUCAUAAUGAAUUACAAAAAUGUGAGUUGAACAAUGUUGACUGAAAAACAAAUUAAUCUAUUUUAACGAAAGCGCCGAAACAGAAGAAGAGCCUUUUAUUGUCGAAGGAUAUGCAUGUCAUGAAAUCACUACCGUGUGAAAAAACCCUUAAACGGAUCGAAAAACAUUGUUUACAUUUACAUAAUAAUUAAUAGUUAAUUAACAUAAGUUUAUAGGACAGAAGCAAGAAAGCAACGUUGGACGAGAAAACGAAAAAUUGUUAUGGACGAAAAGAUUCAUGACGCGAUACGCUAACGGUAUUGAUGGAAAAUGUUCUUGUUAUUAAGGGGAAAUGUUCGACCUCAUAAAAAAAUUGUUGACUUUUAUACGGAGAUAUUUACGAACAAUGUUAUUUAUUUGUAAAAAGUUUUCACAAACAUCAUUGAUUAAAAAAUGUAGGCAAAAAAACGUGUAUGACAAUGAACGAGAGAAAUGGAGUAUAUUGGAAUGAAAAAAUCUCUAUAUCACUUAGAAAAAAAAUAUGGGAACGGGGAAAAAAUCGCUGAGCGCACCCCGAGGAUAUGUCAACGGGAAAAGUUGUAUUUGAUAUAAAAUAAACGUUCGAACCAAAGAUUUAUGAAAAUCGGUAAACAAGAGAAAUCGAAUCAAGAGACUCGGUAGAGUCUCGGGACAAGUACAUUGACAGCCCUGUCGUCUGCUGGCCCGAGGCUCUCGCCGAGACUAUAUCAAGAGACU
Messenger RNA from Venturia canescens, 2763 nucleotides. RefSeq lists its product as uncharacterized. The transcript has 10 exons. The coding region runs from base 241 to 1110 and encodes 289 amino acids. The record is from RefSeq and is a predicted model, not a curated record. NCBI's taxonomy places the organism in Eukaryota, Metazoa, Arthropoda, Insecta, Hymenoptera, Ichneumonidae.